This is a messenger RNA of Xenopus tropicalis (tropical clawed frog), 3425 nucleotides long. RefSeq names its product provisional ortholog of coiled-coil domain containing 50. The coding region runs from base 588 to 2324 and encodes 578 amino acids. The record is from RefSeq and is a predicted model, not a curated record. The transcript is spliced from 13 exons. Lineage: Eukaryota; Metazoa; Chordata; Amphibia; Anura; Pipidae.
UACUUCAAGACUUACAAAAUUUAAACAAUUCCUGCAAAUACUUGCUUAUCAAGCAGUUGCAAUGCUGAGAAGCUUAACAGAGGCAGGCAGUGUCAAAUUCCACUGACCUCUAAUGAAUUAAAAAACUUACUGCAAAUUCAACUGAUCUCUAAUAAUUAGUAAGUUUUGCACACUAAAUAUUUUUAUUAUUUAUAUGAUCUACUUUAGAAUAGUUAUUUUACCUUACAGUAAGAUCAUUGUAAACAAGACAUUUUCCAUAAACAUACAUUGCAGCCACUUUUUGAUGGUGGGUCUGGGUACGGGUCCUACAAUGGCAACAUUCUGUGGGUUAGGAUGAGGUGCAGGUUGAUAUUUGUCCUGAUACUCACAUCACGAAUGAACAGGCAAUCGCACUAUAAAGUGCCAGACUUUUCCUGCUUCAAGUAAUGCAAGUUGUAAUAACUGCGUCGGCUCUUUGAUGCAUUCCUCGCUCCGAUGAACUGUAUCCCCAUCAUUGUGAUCCAAUAUCACCCACCUCGAGCUUCCAUAAUCAGGUUUCAUAGAUGUGAAUUAAGGCACUACCAGCCAGUUGCAUUAAAUAGCACAAUAUGACCCACAUUCCAAUAGACAAAUCCAAUCUUCCCCGUGUAAAUGAUGUUUGCCGUGACUUUGCAGUACUGGAAGAUGGUGCCCUGGCUCACUGCUUGCAGGAACAGGAAAUUGAACAGCAUUAUGCCUCUAACAUUCGGAAGAACAAACUUGUUCAGAAGGACAUUCGAAUUGCUAAAAAGCUCCAGGAUGAAGAGGAUCUGCAGUGCAAAGUCUUCAGCAUAGAAAAGCAAAAAGAAAUUGAGGAACUUGACUCAGAAUAUGCUCGUGUCAUUCAAGAAGAGCUACAAAGAAAAGCCCAGGAGUGCUUGCAGAGAGAAGAGGAAGACAAGGAAAUAGCCAAGCGCUUGCAACAACUCGAGGAGGAGGAGCUGCACAGGAAAAGCAGGUCCAUGGGAGAACACAACAGCCUGCAGCACCCGCAAUACCUGACAGCUUUGGACUGUGAGGAGGAGGAGGACGAGUACCUCUUCCAAAGUGAUAGUAAAAAUCAGCUUAAUGCGUCCGAUUACAGACGAGCACAGUGGAAUUCAGACCAAGACCAUAGCCUGAGACAGUGUGAGGAACCGCUCGGCAGCAUAAAUUCUGCUCACAAAAGCAAUUUCAACAGAGUGUCCUUUGGGCAAGUUCUUUAUGACACUAACCCUUCUAGAAAUGGCAAAUCGGCAGAUAUAUGGAAAGAGCCGAGCUGUAGAGAACCAGUACAGGUUCCAUAUAGGCAUCCUAAAAAUUCACUGGAACGAAGCCCUUGUCAUCCAAGCUGCACUGAGGCACAGCAUGUCCAUGAUAGGGAAAUGAGUCGGAAACAGGAGAAAAUAAGGGGGCACAGGGAUAAACACUGUAAGCAUUACUCUGAGAGGUGCAGACGCUCGAGCUCAGACAGCGAUGACUGUCCUGAACAUUCAGUCAGGGACAAGCGAAGUCGACGUUCCCAGUGGAAUCAAACUAAAGAUCACCAUCAUCACCAUCGUCCCUUGAAUAACCUUUCCUCUAGGAUAUCAAGUCAAGUUUUAAGAUCAGGUGAAGAAGCGAGGCCAGAUUUUGAUACAGAACCAUUAGAGUGGCAGAUGGGAGAGCUGCACAUUCAGAACUCUGACCAGCUCCUGCAAGAUGAAGAAUUGGCUCGGCGAUUACAGGAAGAAGAGGAGAAGGACAUAGCCAAAAUGAAACUGAAGGAACAACAUGAAGACUUUAGGGCUGCUCAGGUUGCACAAGAUGAGGAGAUAGCCAAGUACAUUCAGAGACAGGAGCUGAAAGCUCACAGGCGUUCAGAAGAGUUGGACCUACAAAGAGAAAGUGAUGAUGACAGCAGUCUCUGUAGCUACUCUGAGAGGAGGUGCAUAGCACUUAAGAAUGAAGUGCCUUCUUGUAGCCAAGGACGGCUAGAUUCAGAGGGCCUGUCAUCACCUGCUGAAUGUCGCACCCCAGAAAGAAUGGACAGUUCAAGAGCAGAAGGAUGUGCUGACCAGGCUAAGCUCAGAUCACCGAGGAAUAUUGCCGAAGAACUUGAUCCGACGUUCAAAUCAAAAAGAGAAUUGACUAAUGAUGUUUUUACAGAAUGUUCGCAAGAGUUCCCAUUAUCGGCGCAGGCCAACCCUGUCCCAGUUGAUGGUUUCUACGACUUCAUGGAUGAUGGUGGCGCAGAGCCAGUGUUUAUACCUCCGACCAAGCGCCAGGCGGAGAAACUAGGGCGCAGCAAACCCAAAGACAAGAAGGAAGGCUGCAAACAGCAGUGACUUUUCCUUAUCCUAGCAGUCAUCUUACUUAUUGCCAAACCCUGUCCUGUCUCAAGUCAGCAUCGUGGAUCUCUUCAGUGUGCGUCAACACAAGUGGUAUUAACUCAUUCAGGGAUGAAGAAGAAGAUAAUCUGAUUUCUGCAUUCAUGUGCCUUAGGCAUUUCUUGACUCUAGAGAAUGGCUUUUUUAAUACUGUCAAACCAUGACUCACAGGUUGGGCAAAUCAACGGAAAAAAGCACAUAUUAGCUACAUAUUGUCUGAUCCCCAAGAGGAUUGCUAUUCAUAUUAUUAUUAUUAUUAUUAUAAAUAUUAUUCUAAGCAGUGCUUUAUUUACUAUAAACAAGAGAAUGGAAUAUGAUAAUGACUCAUUGUGGCUUGCAUAUUUAAACCAUCCUGUUAAUUCGUUUUCGUUUUCAUAGUGAAAAUGAUCAUGGAUGAGAAACUUGCAUCAGUUUGAAAAGAAGUAUUUACAACAGACAAUUUUGUAAUAGUAUUAUCAUGUGUUUUAUGAAAGCCCACCUUAUCUAUUGUACUAAACCACUGAUGUACAUCCUCGGCACCCGCAGGUGUUGGACUACAUCAGGGAUGCUGGGAGUUGUAGUUCAGAGGCUGAAGUGCUCAGGCUGGAUAUCAGACUCCCAUUGUGCAUUUUGCAAUCUUGAAAUUGCAGGAAAUGCAGCAUUCGAAUGAGUACAAUAUUUUUAUUUUAAUUUUAACUUUUUGCACUGAUUUUUUUGUUUUGUUUUGAUCAUUAUUCCAAUACUUUCUGGUGCUUUUGUGUAUAGAUUCCCAAAUGCCUUUAGAAUUUACUUUAAACAACAUUUUUUAUAUAAAAUACAAGCAGUAUUAUUUCUACAAGCUGUCGGCACCCGUUUUAUUUCAUAUAUGGCCUGGAAUGGACUGCUAGUGGCACUGUGCACUGGGCAACAGGGACCCUACAACUGAUAGGUUCCACUGGUUUUCUGGAAAUGCUCAGUAUAAUAUACAGCGUUGGCUUAGGUCACUGUGAGCCUUAUUUAUCUGUGUAUUGUUUAUGUAUGUGAAAUGGAACAGCCAUUUAGUAACAUUAAAGGGGUGGUUCACCUUCAGGUUAACUUUAA